Messenger RNA from Dryobates pubescens (Downy woodpecker), 356 nucleotides. RefSeq names its product proline rich 15 like (gene PRR15L). Lineage: Eukaryota; Metazoa; Chordata; Aves; Piciformes; Picidae. The transcript has 2 exons. The coding region runs from base 50 to 349 and encodes 99 amino acids. The record is from RefSeq and is a predicted model, not a curated record.
GGGCUGGGCGGCCGCAGCGGAGGCGUGGGAGGUGAAGGGGCCGGUGGCGAUGGCCGACGGCCACGGCUGGUGGAAAUUGACCUUCCUGCGGAAGCGCCGCUCGGUGCCCCCGGUGCUGUACGAGAGCCCCGACGGCCCCGCGGCCGCCGGCGGGGAGAGCCAGGAGGGGGCGGGUGAGGAGGGGCCGCCAGGCUUCACGGCCCGCCUGGAGAAGAUCGUGGACAAGAGCACCAAGGGCAAACACGUCAAGGUCUCCAACUCGGGGCGCUUCAAGGAGAAGAAGAAAGUGAGGGCGACCCUGGCUGACAACCCCAACCUCUGUGCCGCCGGGGAGAGGGAGGAGAAAUGACACCCCC